UCAAGUUAUACUUCGCAAACAGUCAGCUAUAAAAUUGAUUCAGUCGUCAUGGCGGUGUUCAGAAAUACAUUUUUGUGUUUAUUUUUGGCCGUUGCGUCCCAGGGCUUCCCAGCCCCUGCACCUGAGUCAGGUCUUCCCUCUCUACUCUCCAUAUCCAGUGAGGAAGAACUAGCCCUACACUCCAAGAGAUGGAACAUCACACCAGUACAGAUGUGUACUCUGAUGGGACACCAGAUGACAGUAGCCCAGCCUCUCCUCGACAUCAACCAUCCUUUGGUGUCUCAUCUUCCUUCAAUCGGUGAGAUGGCAAUGUCCGACGCCGUCAUGAUCUGUGAGAAGGUGUUGAACGACGCCAAGGGCCGAGUGGCAACUGUCACUACGAUCGUGGAGGAGACCAGGGAGGAAGUGACUGUCCCUAGGGACUACGUCCUGGAUGGAGAGUUCCAGGAAUUGAGUGACGACCUCAUGGAGUCUAUGGGCUUCAACGAGGAGGACCUGGAGGCUGCCAUGGAAGACAACCAAGAAGCUCUGGUCGAGCUUUUGGAAGAGAAAUACCAGGAGGGAUUCCCAGCUGAGGUCGAGGACAACAAGGUGGAGGAGCCCAAGAAAGUCGACUACUCCAAAUCUGAGCCUUCCAUAGCCGAGAAGCUUGGAAGACUGCAUGUAUAAUUUAAUAUACUUCUGAAUGUGACCUAUGUAGAUUAACUUUUUUAUUUAACUCGUCAAAAUAAAUCGAAAAGUGAAAAGUU
This is a messenger RNA of Macrosteles quadrilineatus (aster leafhopper), 749 nucleotides long. RefSeq lists its product as uncharacterized. The transcript is spliced from 5 exons. NCBI's taxonomy places the organism in Eukaryota, Metazoa, Arthropoda, Insecta, Hemiptera, Cicadellidae. The record is from RefSeq and is a predicted model, not a curated record. Bases 49 to 669 code for a protein of 206 amino acids.